Messenger RNA from Lodderomyces jiufengensis, 1692 nucleotides. It is a transcript of the gene RAX1, whose product is annotated as Rax1p. Gene Ontology annotation, biological process: intracellular protein localization. Lineage: Eukaryota; Fungi; Ascomycota; Pichiomycetes; Serinales; Debaryomycetaceae. The coding region runs from base 1 to 1692 and encodes 563 amino acids. Gene Ontology annotation, cellular component: plasma membrane. The record is from RefSeq and is a predicted model, not a curated record. The transcript has a single exon.
AUGUAUGAUGAAAAAUAUCAACUGAAUUUUCCAAAUUCAAAUUAUUUAUCAAAUUUAAAUAAUUUAAAUGGUACAAAUCAAUCAAUACAAUUAAAUAGAUUACCUACUUUAGGAGAAAUAUUAGCUAAUAAAUCCAAGACACCAGUUGAUUUAUUUACAUUUUAUCAAUUUAUGCAAGAUGUUGAAGGAAAAGUUGAUUAUUUAGAUUUUUGGUUUGAUUUAAUUAAUCAUUUAAAUUUAUGUAAACAUUAUGUUAAAGGUUUAAGAGAUUCAAUUAUUAGACAAUCUUCACAUUUUAAUAAUUCUUCAGAUCUACAUAAUCAACAAUUAACUAACCCUACAAAUCAACAACAAAAUACAACUGGUUCAUCAUCUGAUUAUAACAGACAAUCAUUUUUCCAAUCUCCAAAUGAUAUAAGAAAUUCAAAUCCUAUAAGUGAAAAAUCUCAAAAACAUAAAUCUUUAAGUUCUUCAAUAUUAUUGGAUCUUAUUAUAAAUGAUAAUAUUUUAGAAGAAAAUGAUUCUCAUAGAUUAUCUGCAUUUUUAAGAGGUGAUAUAAAUUUAGAUAAUAUUGAUCCAAAAUUAAAAAAUUUAAUUGAACAAUAUAAUACAGAAAUUGAUCAACCUGCAACAGCCACAAGUCAUCAAAAUGUGUCAUCACCACCAAACUUAAAUAAGACACCGCCAUUAUCAAAUUCACAAUUUAAUUCAUCUCAUAAUAGCUUAGCAAGAUCAUCACCAAGUUUUUUACAAUCAACAUCAUAUAAGCCACCACAAUAUAAUCCUGAAAAAAGAAUAAGUUCAAACUCUGGAUUAUUUACAGAUUAUGAUGAUUCAGAUAUUGAUCAUCAUCCUCAUUCAAAUGAUUCAUUAUAUGAAAAUCAAUUGGAUAUUGGACAAGCUGAUCGAGUAGUUAAUGCAUCAAAUUAUGUUUCAUUACAACAAAAUAGUAAUUCUAAUUUAUUACAAAAUCAUCAAAACCAUAGUCCACAACAAAUACAACUAAAUAAAAAAAGAGAAUCAACUAUAAAUCCAUCACUUUUAGAAAAAUUAAUUAAAGAUUCACCUGCAUUAUCAACAAAUAAUAAAUCAUUUAUAACAAGAGAAAAUUUAAAAGAAAGUUCACAUAAUUUAUUAUUAAAAUAUUUUGUAGAAGAUUCAGAAAAAAACUUAAACCUCCCAUCAAAUUUGAAUUCAUAUAUUAUAAAAUCUAUUGAAAUUGAUGGUAGAGAUGAUCCUGAUAUUUUUAAUUAUGUUAAAAAUUAUAUUUUCAACAAGUUGGAAAAUGAUCAUUUACCUAAAUUUUUGGAUUUUAUGGCAACAAGAAAUAUAAAUCAUUCCAACUUUAUAAGAAUAGUAUUAGGUUUUUUCUUUUUAUUCAUUGGAUUUUGGAUAAGUUUUAUAUUCAUUUUCUUAAAUUAUAGAAAGGGAUUAAGACCAGUUAUAGUUGUACCAUUUUUAAUUGGGUUUUAUUUCAUAAUGUCAUCCAUAUAUUUAGUUGAUCCAGUAAUGGCUUGGUUUGGUAUACUGGAAACUUUCUCAAAAAGUAAUGGUAAGUCAUUGUUAAGGAUAAGAGAAAAAUUCAUAUAUAAAUUUAUAUUAAAAAGAAGUUUAUGGGUUUUGUUUUUAAUAUUAUUAUUUACUGCUAUUUUAACUACUUUGUUUAGUUUAGUUCCUGGUCAUCGUUUAUAA